AGUGGGUCAUGUGGCUGACCAGCCGCGCGUGGCUCCCAAUUCUCGUACAAGGGUACUUCCACCUCUGGCGUCUCCGUGCUCCCAUUACUUGGGGUGGUUGUAGGGGUCCGAUGACGGAAGCAUUCUCAGCCGGGGCCGAGGCAGCGACAGGGCUGAAGACUCCGGCUCAACAAAAUGGAGACGUUAGUGGCGUCGCGAGUGGUGAGCGGCUCUCCGGGAGCCCGGAGCCGGUGGGUCCGGGAGUGGAGCCGGCCCUGGAGGACGGGAAGCAGACCCAAGCGAGCGAGGAGCAGGCCUUAGUCGCAGCUUCAGGCCCAGGCCAGCGUAGGAAGCGACGGGACGCCCCCAAGGAGCGCGUCGUGCCACCCCCGAAGAAGCGGCGGGCAGGGGUGAGCUUCGGCGAUGACCAUUUUGCAGAGACCAGCUACUACUUCGAGGGCGGCCUGCGCAAAGUGCGGCCCUAUUACUUUGACUUCCAAACCUACUGCAAAGGCCGCUGGGUGGGCCACAGCUUGUUGCACGUCUUCAGCACCGAAUUCCGAGCCCAACCCCUGGCCUACUACGAGGCCGCAGUCCGGGCGGGGCGCCUGCACCUAAACGAGCAGCCAGUACAGGACCUCAGCAUUGUUCUCAAGGACAAUGACUUCUUGCGAAACAGAGUGCACAGGCAUGAGCCACCAGUCACAGCAGAUCCUGUCCGCCUGCUAGCUGAGAACGAGGAUGUGGUGGUUGUAGACAAGCCUUCUUCCAUUCCUGUCCAUCCUUGUGGCCGCUUCCGACACAAUAGUGUCAUCUUCAUCCUGGGCAAGGAGCACCAGCUCAAGGAGCUACAUCCACUGCAUCGGCUUGACCGCCUUACCUCAGGUGUCCUAAUGUUUGCCAAGACAGCAGCUGUCUCAGAGAGAAUUCAUGAGCAGGUUCGGGACCGACAGCUGGAGAAGGAGUACGUGUGCCGGGUGCAGGGGGAGUUCCCCACUGAGGAAGUGACCUGCAAGGAACCCAUCUUGGUGGUAUCUUACAAGGUAGGGGUGUGCCGUGUAGAUACUCGGGGCAAGCCCUGUGAGACAGUGUUCCAGAGACUGAGCUACAAUGGCCACUCCAGUGUGGUGCAGUGCCGGCCACUCACAGGCCGCACUCACCAGAUCCGAGUCCACCUCCAGUUCCUGGGCCAUCCCAUUCUCAAUGACCCCAUCUACAACUCUGUUGCCUGGGGUCCUUCCCGGGGCCGGGGCGGCCACGUUCCCAAAACAGAUGACGAACUGCUUCGGGACCUUGUGGCAGAGCACCAGGCCAAACAGAGCCUGGAUGUGCUAGAUAUCUGUGAGGGCGAUCUGUCCCCGGGACUCAUAGGCUCUACAGCUCCCUCCUCAGUGUUGGGUAAGGACCACCUAGAAAAGUUGGCUACAUCUGCCCAGAAGAUGGAUGGAGCAGUUGAGGCAGCCCCUCAGGAUCUGGACACAAUAGCCUUGGCACCAGAGAAGGCAGCCGAAACAGAUGCUGUGAAUCAAGAGAUAGACCCUCUCUGUGCAGAGUGCCGGCUGGUGCGACAGGACCCCUUGCCCCAGGACCUUGUGAUGUUCCUGCAUGCUCUGCGUUAUAAAGGACCCGGGUUUGAGUACUUUUCACCCAUGCCUGCCUGGGCACAGGAUGACUGGCAAGAAGACUGAAGGCUGUGGCCGAGGGACUGCUUCUUGAACUAGAAGAAUGGGCCAUGGAGUAGGAACUGAUCUCAUGGGCUGGUACUCAGGGUUUCUACAGGAGUGAGGUUGGGCUUAUUAAAGGAUCUGCUUAUAUUUGCUACCUCCUUCUGUCCUCUUCCUCUAGCUAUAGUUAGGGAGCUUGUUGGUUUGUAAAUACAUCCCUUUUUCUAACA
This is a messenger RNA of Hyaena hyaena (striped hyena), 1873 nucleotides long. It is a transcript of the gene RPUSD2, whose product is annotated as RNA pseudouridine synthase domain containing 2. Gene Ontology annotation, biological process: pseudouridine synthesis. Lineage: Eukaryota; Metazoa; Chordata; Mammalia; Carnivora; Hyaenidae. The coding region runs from base 9 to 1667 and encodes 552 amino acids. Gene Ontology annotation, molecular function: pseudouridine synthase activity; RNA binding. The record is from RefSeq and is a predicted model, not a curated record. The transcript has 3 exons.